Anolis carolinensis (green anole) is the source of this 5138-nucleotide messenger RNA. RefSeq names its product tripartite motif containing 72 (gene trim72). Gene Ontology annotation, cellular component: cytoplasm; sarcolemma. The transcript is spliced from 8 exons. Gene Ontology annotation, biological process: protein ubiquitination; proteasome-mediated ubiquitin-dependent protein catabolic process. The coding region runs from base 1153 to 2589 and encodes 478 amino acids. Lineage: Eukaryota; Metazoa; Chordata; Lepidosauria; Squamata; Anolidae. The record is from RefSeq and is a predicted model, not a curated record. Gene Ontology annotation, molecular function: zinc ion binding; ubiquitin protein ligase activity; protein binding.
GAAGGUGGAUCAAGACCGCCUUCAACCUGGAAAUGGAUAUCUUCACUGUGGAAGACAUGCGGGUCAAGAAGAGGGCUCCACAGUUACGUAUCCAUCGCCAAAAGACUGCACUUGGAAGGCCAUCAUACUUGGACAACGGGGGAUCUCCUAAGUAAGUAAGAAAGUAAAGUCCCACUUUGGAUGAGAGAUUGCUCACCAUGGAAACAGAAGCUUGAAAUAUGUACAUUUACAGACUCCAAGGCCCGAUUAAAAGAGAUUUAUUUAUUUGCUUAUUUCAUUUGUAUACUGCUUUUCUCACCCUAGGGGGGACUCAAAGCGGUUUCCAACAUAUUUAUGACAAAAUUUAAUGCCUUACAAACAUAUAAAAAUCUUAAAAAAUGAGCAACAAUAACAUAUACUAUCAAUUAAAUCAUAAAACAUAACAUUUAGACAAUUAAAAAUGUAGAGUUAAAACAUAUCAGUAUAAACAUUCAAAUCACAUAAUCAGAUGUCAUAGUCCAAGGCUGUUCCAAGUGUCAAAUAACAAUUGCACAUAAUCCAUGAUCAUUCCUUGUAUUGCUUACUGCCCACAGGCUUGGUCCCAUAGCCAAGUUUUUACUUUUUUCCCAUUGAAAGGAGCCAAAAUCCAUGCUGUCAGGGCAAACUUAAAGCGACCAGCAGCAGACUGGCUGAUGCAGAUGUAUGACACUCAAUCCCCUACAUUGUGUCCGCUCCAGGAAGCCUUAAAAGCAAGUUUUCAAGAUCCUUUGGCAGAAAUUAAAGCUAAAGUGCAACUUAGAAAGGUAUACCAAGGAGACAGGCAGAUGUCAGAAUUUAAAGCACUUGUUGGGAAGAUCAGAAAUUGGUCAGAAGAUCCCCCCCCUCCCAAUGUGGCCAAAGAAAAGGUGUCAACGGUGACGGAGACAACUCGGGCCCCAGGUGGAAUGCCAGCUGAAACAGAGGAGCUGGACAUGGAAGACAACACAGAAUGGCUGCAGGGAAAUGACAACAAUCUGCUUUAGACGCCCAACGGCAGAUCACAGUAUCCCAGGGAAAAGACGCGCCGGAUGGUUGCUGUCUCUUUGGUGUCUGCCUGAUUACUGGAUACGUGCUCUGCGAAUACUGCUGGUUCCCCUAAACAUUUGCAUUCUCUAGCUCCAAUCCUCAGCCGCCAUGACCAGCUCCAAGCAGCGCCUCAUUCAGGGCAUGCACCAGGACCUCAGUUGCCCCGUCUGCCUGAAGCUGUUCCAAUCCCCUGUGACGACAGAAUGCGGACACACCUUCUGCAUGGAUUGCCUCUCCAGGGCAUCCAAGGAUGAGGAUGGCAAGGCCACUUCAUGCCCUGUCUGCCAGGCUGGCACUAAGGUGGAGCAGUUGUGCAUCAACAAGCAAAUGGAGAACUUGGUGCAAAGCUUCAAGCAGGUUCCCCAAGACCACUGUGAGGAGCAUCUUGACCCACUGAGUGUUUACUGUGAGCAGGACCAGCAGGUCAUCUGCGGUGUAUGUGCUUCCCUGGGCAAACACAGGGGUCACAACAUCAUCACUGCUGCUGAGGCCCACCAGAGGAUGAAGAAGCAACUUCCUCAGCAACAAGUCCAACUGCAAGAGGCUCAAGUGCGCAAAGAGAAGACGAUUGCUCUGCUGAACCGCCAAAUAGCAGAAGUGGAGGACACAGUGUCUCGGUUCAAGCAGCAAGUAUCAGAGCAACUAGGAGUGAUGCGUGCCUAUCUGGGAGCGCUGGAAGCAUCUCUGGGCCGAGAAGCUGAGCGCGUACAGCACCAAGCCACCGAUGCCUUGCAAAGCGAGCGCAAGACCAUGACCUGCUACUUGGAGCAGCUCAGGCAGAUGGAGACGGUGCUUGGGGAGGUGCAAGACGAGCCACAGACUGAAUUUCUCAGGAAAUACUGCCUGGUUGCCAGCAGACUGCAGAAGAUCCUUGGAGAAUCCCCACCUAUUGCUCGCAUGGACAUCCAGCUCCCCAUUAUUUCAGAUGAGUUCAAGUUCCAGGUGUGGAGGAAGAUGUACCGUGCACUGAUGCCAGCCUUGGAGAACCUGGCCUUUGACCCAGACACUGCUCACCCCAACCUGGUGGUCUCUGACGAUGGCAAGCGGGUGGAGUGCGUGGAGCACAAGCAGGCCGUGAGUGUGGAUGACCCCCAGCGCUUCGACAAGGCCAACUGCGUGGUGUCACGCCAGAGCUUCUCACAGGGAGAGCAUUACUGGGAGGUGACCGUGGGCGACAAGCCCCGCUGGACCUUGGGAGUCAUCUCGGCUGAGACGGGGCGCAAGGGCCGCCUCAACCCACUUCCUUCCAACGGCUUCUGGGUGCUGGGCUUCAAGGAUGGGAAGACCUACGAGGCCCACGUGGAACACAAGGAGCCACGGGCGCUGAAGCUGGAGAAUAAGCCCACCUGCAUUGGCAUGUACCUCAGCUUUGAUGAUGGUAUCCUGUCCUUCUAUGAUGCCAGUGAUGAAGAUAACCUGGUGCAGAUGUUUGCCUUCCAUGAGCGGUUUACAGGCAACCUCUACCCUUUCUUUGACCCUUGUUGGCACGAUAAGGGCAAAAACAGCCAACCUUUGGUUAUCUACACUCCGGAGCCAGAAAAAUAAUCAGUGCCUGAUCUGGGUAGGAAAAAUACUAAUUCACAGUCACAUAUAAUUGUAUUGACCUGGGUGGAGCAAGUACAAUCUUCAGACCACAUGUGGACCCUAGCACUGUUUGGUGGCAUCAGGGUUUUGGGGGGUGGGGGGUGGGAUAGAUAGAUAGAUAGAUAGAUAGAUAGAUAGAUAGAUAGAUAGAUAGAUAGAUAGAUAGAUAAUCAAACCCAAUCUUUACCAAACCCCCCCCCCCAAAAAAAAACCCCUUGCAUAGUGUUUAGACAAGAACAUCCUUUUGAAGGGGGUAUCUUUGUCUAAAUUUGCCCCCAAAUGCCCUUUAAAAGAUAUUGUGGGAUUGGGGGAGGAGAGCCUAGGAGAGCUUUUGAAAAACACAAUUUAAAAAAGGCUUCCAUAGACCUGAAAAGGGGAUAUAAAGUAGAGUUGGUGUCACCUGCUAUGGUAACCCAUAUUACCUCCUCCCAUGCCAGGCCACAUAGAAUAUUGUAGUUAAAAUAGCAGAAUAUUUGACAAAAUUGGGGACUACAAAAGAGCCAGCAGCAAUUAAAACAACAGUGCAUGAUUGUCCAGAUCAAACCAUGUGAUUUGAAGUGUCAUUGUAAUUGGGUAAUAAUGAUAACUCUGACAGUAGCACAUCCACAUGAUUAAAAGAUUCCAAAAGUAAAUUAACACGGAGUUUUAUCCUUGUGGGCAUAUGGAUAACAGCCAUGGGCUUACCACAAAAAGCUUUUGUGGUUAUAUUUAGUGCAGGUAUAUUUUUAUUUUAAAAUAAUAAUUUAUUUCUGCCAAAAUGCUGUAUGAAAAUUUUAUAGACAGACGUUUUGAUGGGGUCACCUACUGAUAUAGUCUGCACUCCCCUAGUGAUGCCACUGUAUGCAGAGCCCUAAAAGCAUAGUGAAAAUGCUCCCCACAUACCCUGAAAGUGUUUGGGGAUAUUGUAGUGCAGUUAAUCAUGGAAGAACUGCAGUUUGGAGUUAUGGGUCUCCAAAUUUUCCUAGGACACCAAUCCAGUCUCCUAACCUUCCUCAGCUUUAGGCUGGAUCUAAACUGCCAUAUAAUCCAGUUACUAAAUUCGGAUUAUCUGAUUCAAACUGGAUUAUGUGAUUUUACACUGCCAUAUAAUCUAGUUUCUGAAUCCAGAUUAUCCCCUUUGAACUGGAUUAUAUCGCAGUGUAGAUUCAUAUAAUCCAAUUCAAAAUGGAUAAUCUGGAGUCAGAUACUGGAUUAUAUGGCAGUGUAUAUGGCCAGCCUCAGUUGCUUCUUCAAUUUUAAAACCUCCAAAAUGUGCAGAAUGCCUCCCUCUGGCUGAACUACAUUUCAGAUAUUCAACAAGUUGUUGUCAAUGUCACCUCUGUUUCUGCCAACUGCAUACACAUGUAUAAGUAGAUCAACUAUUAUGCUCAGAAUAAAGAAUCGGAUACCAAGUCUGGCACCUCCUUGUUGAUUUGAAAGUGAAACCGCUCCUUCCCUUGAAGUCUGCAAAGUAAAACUGAGCAAUAUGUGGACAGCAACUGCUAACUAAGAAAAGAAGUCUAUAGAUAUGUCCCCAGGGAUGGGCAUCUAGUAGUCUGCCACACAACUUCCUGCCCGGUUUAAUGGCUACUGUUCACUUCUCAAAUCCUUGACAUGUUACUCUCUGCUAUUGCACUCUCAUUGAAGAGACUAUUAUUGGUACAAUCCAAAGGAUCAAACUAGAAUCAAAAACCGCAAAGAAAAAUAUGUCUAUAUAUCUAUGCAAGCUGUACACAAAUAAGUAUGUAUCACUUUUAUCUUUGGAAAUGUGGUUAUGUGUUUUGUGAUGCCACUGUUCUGUAGUACAGAUAUUAUUCACCAAAAUUCAACAUUCUACUAAAUACUAUUCAUUUAAAUUUUAAAUUAUUAUUAUACUGUUACCUGUUCAGCAAUUCCCUAUGGGCUUUGAAAGCCAAUGUAAAUGUUGUAAAGAAAAGUCCGAGUGUGGCUUACGAGAGCCAGAAGAGUAGAAUUGAGGGCAGAAGCUGUGAAGCUUGGAGGAAAAGGGCAGGAAGUGGGGAUUCUGAAUUGCUUAUCUUCUUGGUCUACCUACUUUCAACACUCAUAUUUUCAAAGUUUGCCCCUUCUCUCUCAGCAAAGCAAGAGAUUGCAAAAUAGAAUGUAGAGGCUGCUCCUUCCUCAACCGCAAUAGAGAAUAUUUUCAACCUUUGUACACUGAACAAAAGCCAAAGGAAUUAAUAAUAUAAUCUUACUACCCUGUUUCCCCUAAAAUAAGACAUCCCUGAAAAAUAAGACCUAGUAGAAGUUUUGCUGAAUUGCUAAAUAUAAGGCCUCCCCCAAAAGUAAGACCUAGCAAAGUUUUUGUUUGGAAGCAUGCCCAGCACCUGCCAAACAGAACACCCGAGCAUGCAGGAUCAGUAAAUGUACGUACCAUAAAGUGUUGUACAUGGAAAUAUUGGUAGUAAUAAAAAAAUCUUGAUAGGAUUCACAGUUUGUCUGGUUAUGCUGGUUUAUGAUGACAACUACCGUACAGUAUAUAAUAAAUGUUCAUUUUUUUGUUCAACAAUAAA